Molecule: messenger RNA, 5564 nt
Organism: Dermacentor andersoni
Lineage: Eukaryota; Metazoa; Arthropoda; Arachnida; Ixodida; Ixodidae
Biological process (GO): regulation of transcription by RNA polymerase II
Molecular function (GO): cAMP response element binding; DNA-binding transcription factor activity, RNA polymerase II-specific
Source: RefSeq, a predicted model, not a curated record
CUCGGCGCUCGGCAACUUGUUGCAGUCGAGAAUUAUCUCUGUGUGAGUGAAGUGCGCGCUGUGCGGCCAUCCAAGCGAGGCCUGGUGGUAGUGGUGGCUAGAUUUUUCGUUCGACCCUACCCGUUGCACCGCCAGCAAAGCGAGCUCGUCGAAAAAAAGGAAAGGCGCGCCGUUUCGCCGCCGACGCUACGAACGCCGGCGUCUCGAUCACGACUGGGACCGUACAAUCGGGAAUUAGCGAAGGAACGACCGCCGUGCCAAGCCGGCGAAGGAGAGAGAUGGCCAUGGAAAGCAUCGAAGUUGACCGGUCCCUCUACGACAUCGGCGACUCGGACCUCAAGGAGCUUUGGGCCCAGGAUUCCUUCGAAUCGCCCAUGGUCGACAUCAGCUCCGAAUCGGACUGGUCCACCAUACUGGACAACCCCAUCAUCCUGCACGACCGCAUGAUGUCGGAUGCAGUCCAGUCGCCACGCAUCCAGUCAGAGCACUCCUACUCCAUGACGUCCAGCGACGAAGGGCCUGACUCGCCGCUCUCCAUAACGCCGCACAUCAAAAUCGAAGACAUGGACUCCGAGUGCUUCCCGGCGGUUCCCGUGUCCACAGUCACCGGCCAGUCGGACCUGGCCGCCGCCGCUGGCGGCGUGGUGGUCAAGCAGGAGCCCAUGAGCCCGCCGCCGGCGCCCCCUUCGAGCCCGCCUCCUCCGCCGUCCCGCAAAACGUCGUCUCGCCUGCUGUCCUCGGCGCUCGCCUCGGCGCCCCUGGUGGCCAGCUCGUUACCGGCCUCGCUGGCGUGCGUCGCCUCGGCCGCGGCUACGGCCGCAGCCGCCACUCACCUUCACCACCACCAUCAGCAGCAGCAGCAGCAACAGAGCCUGCUCAAGCAGCCCACCAUCGUGUUGGCGGCUGCCCGACACGAGCGCCACAUGGUGUACCCGAAGGUCAAGUUGGAACCACCGUCCGGCUUCGUGCUGCCACCUACGCCUCCGUCGAGCCAUAGCAGCGACUCGGACGGGAGCCUGUCCCCCGUGCACAGCACCGAAAACCGCUCACCCACCAGUUUCACAGUGGCAGCCGGAGGAGGCAGUCCCGACGCCGCAACACCGUCAUCUCAGGGCACCUCAUCGGGUCACGGCCCGUCCCACCCCGCCGCGUCGUCAUCGUCCUCCAUGAGCCGCCGCAGCCAGUCACAUUCGCGCGUGGCCGUGACGUCAUCCUCGUCGUCCUCAUCCUGCUCUUCUUCCUCAUCUUCGUCGCGCGGCUCGGCAAGCGGCGGAAGUCAGCUCAUCAGCAACCAGGCAAAGGGUGCCACGGGAGUGUUAAUACUGACAGAUGAGGAGAAGAGGACACUCCUGGCAGAAGGCUACCCCAUUCCCCAACGGUUACCCCUCACAAAGGCGGAAGAGCGCUCGCUCAAGAAGAUACGACGAAAAAUAAAAAACAAGAUAUCAGCUCAAGAAAGCCGAAGGAAGAAGAAAGAGUACAUGGAUUCCUUAGAAAAGAGGGUGGAGACGUUAUUGAGUGAGAACCAAGAGUACAAGAAAAAAGUUGAUGUCCUAGAGAACAGCAACAGGUCAUUGCUGUCACAGUUACAACGGCUCCAGGUAUUACUUGGGAACCCGACAGUGAAGUCCGAGAACCGUUCGACGGCGUCAAGGUCAUCGACGAUUCAUAUGGACUUCGAGACCGACGACGAGCAGGUCGACAUAAUUUAAUUUCCACUGUCGUCUAGCCGUCGACUUCUGUUCUCCGCCGUGAACCGCUGGUCUUCAAGCCGACGCCGUUUCGAGAGUGCGAUACACCUUAUUCAAGGAAUAUGUGUUGGGACACCACGUUUUUAUUUCUCGCGGCUUUCGUGCUGGAACCAGCGGUGACGUACCAAGUGCCUUUCGACGGAGAAGAGCCUUCCUGCGCCGGCUGCGUGUUGCGUAGGGACAAUUUUUCAUCAACACAUCGCUCCGGUUUGAUAUUUUUUACCGUUGGUUCCGUGUACAUUUCUUUUAUUUUUUUCCUUGGUGGUUCGACGUAUUGUCGUUUCUAUAGAGGCCGCCAACCUCGCUAAUCUGGCUGUGCUCGUGCUGCGUUGAGCAUUUGUCGUCUGUGAACUACUUUGUGCGUGCACUAUUAGCAGACGACAAUCCGGGCACGUGAGCAGGCGACGUACUAAGCGCGAACAGACGACACCGCUCGCGGAACCGGUCUGCUUAUUAUAGCAGACGAAAAACCCCAGGCAGUGCCAAAACAAAGAUGGAGAACAGAGCAGCGAAGUUCUUUGUUUUUUCCUCCUCACCUUCUGUCACUUCUGUUACCGAAGUUUUUUUUUUUUAUUUCCUUCCACAGUUACCAUCUCCCUUCUGCGCUCCGGCUACACCGAUGUUUAGAAGAAACUUCUCCGCGAACGUUGGUUGGAAACGUUCGUGUGGGGAAGUUACAGUCUAUGUUUAUAUUUUUUACAGCGCCGUUGCCUUGAUGAAAAUAUUUGUGGAAUGCAUUCCUUAUCCUUUGUUUUUAUUUCAUAUGCGAAAUGCAUCAAGGCAACAGCGUCUAUCACUUUCGAUAUAUAUAGUUUUUUUUGUGUGUGUAAAUAGUCGCAUAUGCACUCAUUGUUGCUAGGAACGCUAGAAGAAAAGAGAGAAGACAACCACCAAAGUUAUCAUAAGCGUUCUUUUGAAAGAUGAUUGGCGCCCAGCAAUGUGCCUCUCUUUCUUGUUUUCAUGUACGAGAAAUGACAUUACAAGUGUUUUAAUUUCUUUUAUGUUUUGUGCAAUAGCUUAUAGAGCUAAAUGAGACAUUCUGGAUAUAUCGAUGCCCUUCUUUGGACAUUUCAUGUUCACCUUCCGGCAUUACGUGUUACGUUGUACUUCCUUUUCUCUCUUUUUGUCGCAAUCACAAAUGUUCGGCUUUUUGUUUAUGUUCUGGAUUUGUAAGGUUUGGGAACACUUUUUUUUCUCAUGUUACUUGACUCUCUGUUCUCUUUACUUAUUAUGAUUGUUAUUUCUUUGAGCUCACAUUCCUUAUUUUACAGUCGUUUUUAUUUCAUUUUAUGCUGUGUUGAAACGUGAGAGUUCCUCUCUUGAGGGAUGUGUGGUGGCUGGCUGUGUUGACUCGGAAAAGCUAGUUCUAUCAAAUUCACAUUUUCUUUAAAGCUCUAUCAAUGAAGGAGGGGCGGUUACUCCACAGCAGCUCAACAACGAAACCCUCUACAAGCUCCAGUCUUAACCAUGCGACAAAAACCCCGCAGCAAGGGGUAAUGCAUUUAUGCUCAAGUCAUUCGUGGAUACAUGAAAUUUGGCAUUAGGCUUGGCGACGGUCUCCAAAGAAAAGCAUUUUUUAAAAAAAAAUGUUUGCUUCAACUAGCUUUGGCCAAGUCGCUGUCUUGACCUGUAAACGAUUGUCAGUUGAAUGAUUUUUUUUUCAUCUUGUGCUGUCCUCUCCUGACGUUAUCUCUCUAGAUAGUAUUUUUAUUUCCUGACUUGGUGACGACAAAGUUGCAGACGAGUACCUCUGCUAUGACACUGCAGCACUUGACAUAGAAAACACGAGAGAAACAGAAUACUUUUUGACUAGUCCUUAGCGCACAAAAAGAGAAUCAUUAUCAAAUGUCACUUAUAUCACACGCGUGCAUCUAGACUUUCUAUUUUGUUCUUUUUCUCUUUGUCUAUUCUUUUUUAUCAUUAUUGCGAUGGCGUGUUGCAAUAGACGGGAUCACGUUUUUCAGAGGAAGUGUGUGUAUGUCAGAGAUUGCUUCGACGAGAGGGCUCACAUUUUUGUGCAUGUUAAGGCAUUCACUGUUUUUUCUUUCAUUUACAUAUUUCACUCCUUCCUUUACCCUUUUCUUAUUUCGCGAGAUUUCUUUAGUUUUGAAAGAGUGCGCGUCAACUCCUUCCGAGCUGCGAAUGCUCUGUGUGAUGUGUUAACCGUUGAGGGAUCAGGUGACGCUAACGUCAGCCAACAGGCUUCAUCGGAACAUCGUGUUAACAAUGCGAACAUACGUUGUACAAAGCUGUGGAGUCGUUCGUCGAGUACUUUCGCUUCGAAAGGUAUUCCAGAGGCAUCUAUGAGAUUUCGGUGUACAAGUCUGGGGCAUGAAGUUCAUAGAAAUCUAACAAGCACAUAGAUGUUCACAAGGCCUGCGAAGGAUGCAGUCUGUGUGUUUCAGGUCGUAUCGUGUUGAAUUUACUGAUCAAAUGCCUCGACAUUUGAAAAUACCAAAAAAAAUUAUCGCUUGUACUGUAUUCAUAUUUGCAUAUAAAAAUGGGCAGGCAGCUAUUUAGCACCCGUGCAUAUGCGCCUCAACUUCAUAUAUGGCAGCCAGUGUAGGCUGCUCACAAAUAAUUUAUUGUCAUCGAGCAAAGAACAUUGUAACAUUGGUUCACACCGUUAGCAUCACUUGUUUCCCUCAUCGUGGCGAAGUUGUUUGGAGAAUUUUUUUUUCUUGAUUGGCGGGCAAAUCGCUUUCUGUUUUUCGGUGAGAGUGGGCUGUAGAGUUGCAAGUCAUUCCUCAAUGUGCCCUUCAUGUCCAACCUUCUUUGUCAAAGACUCUGGAUGUAUCGCAGUUUGUCCCAUACUAUCAGCGCUUUAUAAGCUCCGUCUACGAAUGCAUCACAUCUGGGGAAAUUCAACAAUUACAAGCCCGCUAUCAAUUUCAUGAUGUCCACAUUUAUCGUUCGCUGUCUGUGGCUUCAACCACCUUCGUUGAACGGUCCUCAGUUCGUUUGGAAGCACAAGCGCGUAUCCCCCGAACCGUCAUUGUCUUUCAUUUCCCGGUACAUCCUCCCUACUAUAAUGAGGCUGCCAAUCAGUCUAUCAAUCAAUUUUUAUUCUUUCGACAUGGCCAGGACCGAGGUCAAAAUGUCCCUGAAUGAGUUUGAGAACAGCUGUAUUGCGACGCGUAGAGAAUGUUUUGGCGAGAGCGCCAUCUCUUCUGAAACAUUUUGCAUGCAUCUACAGAGUUGCACUUUCUACAUUGGAAACCUUACGAAACUUCUGCAAAAUGAAUAUAUUUGUUUGCUUCGUCAUUGGUAUCAAUUAGCUUUGCUCACAAUUUAGACCGUGGAUCAACCGGAAAAGCUAGGCCUGUCCGAGACAUGGGCCCAGCAAAAUUACCAUACCGACUGCCGUGUUAACGUUCGGAAGCCUUGCACUUGUUUCAAAAAUUUUAUCAUUAGCGCACUUCGGGUAAAUAUGAUCACCAAGGCGACACGCUGCUUGGUGUUGAGAACACAUUAAGUCUCGCUUUAUUAUUGAAAUGUUCUCAACUUUAUUUCCGGACACUGUUGCAGCCAAGGUUAACAAGAAGGGGUUGUUUGUGGCAAUGUGGUCCUUUCUUUUUCUCCAGGCGGGUGCAUUCGGGUUAAGAUGUUUUUUCUUAGCUGUCCCUGCGACAGGUUUCUCAUUCUAACUAUUACCAUAUGCCUGCCUUAUCUAGGUGCUGUACUAUCCUUUACUAAUUUGGGAUGAAUACGCAGGAAGAAAAAAAAUUUCUAUUAAUUCAAUGAAAUCGCAGUCGCUUGCAACUAACCUCUUUCAGGUUGUCUUGCGUUAAAUCUCAGUAUGUAUUGUUUUUA